Messenger RNA from Trichosporon asahii var. asahii CBS 2479, 1392 nucleotides. Its product is annotated as DUF895 domain membrane protein. NCBI's taxonomy places the organism in Eukaryota, Fungi, Basidiomycota, Tremellomycetes, Trichosporonales, Trichosporonaceae. The coding region runs from base 1 to 1392 and encodes 463 amino acids. The transcript has a single exon. The record is from RefSeq and is a predicted model, not a curated record.
AUGAGUGGUAAGUCACGACACUUGACGAAAUCGCUCACUUUAGGGCUAUCGAAGUUCUAUCGCUCGACUCUGUUCCAGAUCCUGAUCGUCGGGCUCUGUGCCUUCUGCGCACCAGGUAUCUGGAGUGCGAUGAACGGCCUCGGUGUCGGCGGCUCACAAUCUCCUGAUCUCGUGAAUGCAGCCAACGCUCUGCUGUACGCAUUCAUGACUGUCUUCUGCUUCCUCGGGCCAUGGUUCACGAACGUCCUCGGAUUCAAAUACACCCUCGCACUCGGCGCACUCGGCUACCCGCUGUACGCUGCUGGACUCUACGUCAACAACCGCACUGGUGCUACGUGGUUUGUCUACUUCGGCAGCGUUGUCUGCGGCAUCACGGCAGGGUUGUUCUGGAGUGUCGAGGGUGCUGUCGCGACUGGUUACCCCGAGGCCCAUAAGCGAGGACGGUAUGUCGCCACCUGGUUCACCUUCCGAAACGCUGGAAACAUCAUCGGCGGAUCGGUUAGUCUGGCGCUGAACCAUGCUGUGGCCAAGCGAGGCAAGGUCGGGUACGAAACGUACCUCGCCUUCAUCGCGAUCCAAUGCCUAGGCUUCUUCUUCGCCCUCUUCCUCUCCAACCCAGAGAAGGUGACCCGCGACGAUGGUACGAAGAUCGCGGCUCCGCGUGGUACGAAGCCUCUUGCCGAAGCAAAGGAGAUGUGGCGACUCAUAACGUCGCGCCAGAUCUUGCUCCUCACACCGCUCUUCGUGUACUUUGGCUGGCUGCAGGCAUACCCCGGAACGUUCCUCGCGACGUACUUCACGGUACGCUCCCGCGCUCUCGGCAGUUUGUGCUACGCCCUCAUGGGCAACGUCGGCACGUGGCUGGGCGGAUUGCUCGUCGACGUUCGCUGGCAUCCGUCACGCAAGGUUCGCGCCAUCACUACCUUCGUGCUCCUCGCGGUGAUGAACACGGCAACAUGGAUCUGGGCUGUGAUAAUCCAGGAAGAGUACUCCCGCACGCACCCCCUCCUGGACUGGGCGGACCAGAGUACCUUCGGCCGCGGCUUUGGUGUGUUCAUGUUUGAGCGCCUCAGCUUCGCCCUCGUCGAAAACUACGUCUACUGGUGCAUCGGCAACCUUUCCGACUCCCCCGGUGACCAGAUCCGAUACUCGUCUCUCCUGCGUGGGAUCGAGACUGCCUCUGUCGCUGUAAGCUUCGGUGUGCAGGCUGUCCCGACACCGCUCCUCAUCACUGCAGCGCUCAACCUGGGCAUCUGGUUUGCUGCACUGCCGUUUGCAUUCUACGCUACGCUCCAAGUUGUCCGCAAGUUUGAAGAGCUCAACCGAAGGGGUUCGGAGAGCACUGAGACGGACAGCACCGACUUUGAGGGCAAGGCGGAGGAGAAGGUCUGA